This is a messenger RNA of Lasiodiplodia theobromae, 1299 nucleotides long. RefSeq names its product Phosphatidylserine decarboxylase. The transcript has a single exon. Gene Ontology annotation, molecular function: phosphatidylserine decarboxylase activity. Bases 1 to 1299 code for a protein of 432 amino acids. The record is from RefSeq and is a predicted model, not a curated record. Gene Ontology annotation, biological process: phospholipid biosynthetic process. Lineage: Eukaryota; Fungi; Ascomycota; Dothideomycetes; Botryosphaeriales; Botryosphaeriaceae.
AUGUCUUCUGCUCAUGUCACUGCCCCUGGCGUCCCAAUGCCUAGCAAGAAACUUCUUUCAGUCCGACCUGAUGAACACUCGACAGAUGUUCUCAACCCAUUCAAUCCUAUCAUCAUUCUGCUCGCGACUUGGCUCGCACAGGCUGCGCCAGGCGGCCUCAAAGAGGCCAUCGAUUCAGCCAAAAAGAAGCUCCCCGGCGUCAUGGACAAGGUGCCAAUCCGCAACGAGGGCGACUUCCUCAAGUUCGCCAACGACCUCCUCACCUGGGUUCCGCACGAGAACUUCGAAGCCAGAAACGUCUACGACGUCCUCGGCCUCUUCUACCUCAUCCUCGACCAGCCGCCGCUCAUCGACCUGCAGACGGCGGUCCGCCCGGACCAGCUGGGGCAGGACCUGACCUGGCUCUCGUCCUGGCUCGUCGUCUACGCCCAGCUGGUCGGCCUGCACAUGGACACGCCCGCGUCCCUCACUCCGCAAUCCCUCAAAACCUUCGCGGACUCCCCGCCCUACAACUUCGGCGAGGCGCUGGUGCCCGACCGCGGCUUCCGCACCUUCAACGAGUUCUUCUCGCGCCGCCUGAAGCCCGGCAUGCGGCCCAUCGCCGCGCCGCUCGACGACACCGUCAUCGUCUACCCGGCCGACUGCACGUACACCAACGAGGUCGGCAACCCCAACGCCUUCCCCGUGCAGGCCGGCGGCGUCGUCGACGUCAAGGGCGUCAAGUGGAGCAUCGGUGGGCUGCUGCGCGGGACCAGGUACGCGGGAGCUUUCGACGGCGGCGUCUGGAUGCACGCCUUCAUCAACACGUUCAACUACCACCGCCAGCACGCGCCCGUCGGCGGCACGGUCCUCGAGGCGACCAACAUCCAGGGCGCCGUGUACACCGAGGUCGACGCCAAGGGCGGUGGUGACCCAACAUCCCCCAUUAACUCGAAGGGUCAGGGUCAGGAGCUCGAGAUCAUCGACCCGCCCGGCUUCCAGUUCCUGCAGACGCGCGGCCUCGUCGUCAUCGACAAUCCGGUCGUGGGCCUGGUCGCCGUGCUGCCCAUCGGCAUGGCCCAGGUUUCGGCCGUGCGGCUGUCCGUCCGCAAGGGCGACGUGCUGUGCAAGGGCGACGAGAUCUCGUCCUUUGCCUUCGGCGGGUCCGACAUCGUGUGCGUCUUUCAGCGCCGCGCUGGCUUGAGCGUCGAUGACCUCUUUCCGUCUCCGGAGGGGACGUACUCGAGGUACGGCACCAUGCUGGCGCGGGCGAGGCCGCGUGGAGGGAAUAAGGGUGGGGCGGAGAAUGGGGGGGACUAG